This is a messenger RNA of Gallus gallus (chicken), 1619 nucleotides long. Its product is annotated as olfactory receptor 14A16-like. Gene Ontology annotation, cellular component: membrane. Gene Ontology annotation, biological process: G protein-coupled receptor signaling pathway. Gene Ontology annotation, molecular function: olfactory receptor activity; G protein-coupled receptor activity. Bases 616 to 1572 code for a protein of 318 amino acids. The transcript has a single exon. The record is from RefSeq and is a predicted model, not a curated record. NCBI's taxonomy places the organism in Eukaryota, Metazoa, Chordata, Aves, Galliformes, Phasianidae.
GAGACAAGGCAGGGAUUUUCUAUUUACUGUUCUUAAGGAAGGGGAAAGAGUUGGAGGCAGAAAUCUGAAAGGAGCUGUCAAGUAUGAUCACAGCUCUGAGACUCCUGAAUUGCACCUCCCUCAAUCUGCUGCUAUAUGAGCAAUCUCCUCAUGUGCUAUCAGCCUCUCCUAUCCCAAAAGACAGCACCAGAUGAGAUAAUCAUCCUUGUUUUUUUUUCUUUUUUCUUUUUUUUUUUUCUGCUGACGUGAACAUGGAACUACCCUGCAAACAGCCAGCUUUCCCUAAGAGACAUUGAAGUGCACAGCUUUAGGAAUGGGCACCCUGAGUGCAGACCUGGUAAAGACAUGAGACAUGGAAAUUGCUCCCAAGAGGAAAAUAUCCAGGAGGCUGGGAUAUGAUUAGAAAAUGAGAGGAAGGCUAAAGCUUCUUUCAGCUUCUACUUCUUAUAGAAUCAUGAACCUCAUGAAGUUAAACUCAAGUGAUGGAACUAAAUGAACACCCUCAUUAAAGAAAGAAAGUCUUUAUAGAAUUGGGGGAUGAGUGUCACUGAGAAUGGUCUUGUCUUGUGACUAUCUUCUGCACUCUGAACAGGACUCCAUGCCAAGGGACCACAGAUGCCCAACAGCAGCUCCAUCAGCGAGUUCCUCCUCCUGGCGUUGGCAGACACGCGGCAGCUGCAGCUCCUGCACUUCUGGCUCUUGCUGGGCAUCUACCUGGCUGCCCUCCUGGGCAACGGCCUCAUCAGCACAGCCGUAGCCUGCGACCACCGCCUGCACACCCCCAUGUACUUCUUCCUCCUCAACCUCGCCCUCCUCGACCUGGGCUGCAUCUCCACCACUCUCCCCAAAGCCAUGGCCAAUGCCCUCUGGCACACCAGGCACAUCUCCUACGCAGGAUGUGCUGCACAGGUCUUUUUCUUUCUCUUCUUCCUCGCAGCAGAAUUUUCCCUUCUCACCAUCAUGUCCUAUGACCGCUACGUUGCCAUCUGCAAGCCCCUGCACUAUGGGACCCUGCUGGGCAGCAGAGCUUGUGCCACCAUGGCAGCAGCUGCCUGGGGCUCUGGGCUUCUCUAUUCCGUGCUGCACACUGCCAAUACAUUUUCCCUGCCUCUGUGCCAAGGCAAUGCUGUGGAUCAGUUCUUCUGUGAAAUCCCCCAGAUCCUCAAGCUCUCCUGCUCAGAUGCCUACCUCAGGGAAGUUGGGCUUAUUGUGCUUAGUGUCCCUAUGGAGUUUGGGUGUUUUGUCUUCAUUGUUGUGUCCUAUGUGCAGAUCUUCAGGGCCGUGCUGAGGAUGCCCUCUAAGCAGGGACGACACAAAGCCUUCUCCACAUGCCUCCCUCACCUGGCCGUGCUCUCCCUGUUUUUCAGCACUGGUAUGGUUGCCUACUUGAAGCCCCACUCUUUCUCCUCCCCCUCUCUGGUUCUGGUGGUUUCAUUUCUGUACUCGGUGGUUCCUCCAACACUGAACCCCCUCAUCUACAGCAUGAGGAACCAAGAGCUGAAGAAUGCUCUGUGGAAACUGAUGACCAAACGUCUUUUGAAAGCAAUGAACUGCCCAUCUUUAUCUAUAUAGAACUUGUAAUGCAGAUUUUUAUAGAAACAACUGAUCUUAUUUUGGAU